AUGUGCUGCUGCCUGGGUUUCCUGUUCACGCCUCUCCCCACGUCAAUUAUCAUCGCACUUAUCACUGUUGGGAUAUCGGCAUUCAUCUAUGUGCUUUCCAAACCCAAGCCCGUCUACCCGCCUAUAGACCUCAACAGACAGUCCAUCGGAACAGAGGGUGGAGCUCGGAGAUGUGCGCUUCUGAAAGAUGACACCCUGAUGACCCAUUACUAUGAAGAUGCUAAAACGCUGUAUGAAGUAUUCCUGAGAGGUCUGCGGGUGUCAGGAAAUGGAGACUGCCUGGGAUCUCGGAGGCCGAAUCAGCCCUAUACAUGGAUCACUUACAAAGAGGUAGUUGAGAGAGCGGAAUUUUUGGGCUCAGGCCUAUUGCAAAAGGGGUGCAAAGCCUCCCCAGAACAAUUUAUUGGCGUGUUUUCUCAGAACCGACCAGAGGUAGUGAUUGCUGAGCUGGCCUGUUAUUCCUACUCCAUGGCUGUGGUACCUCUCUAUGACACGCUGGGACCGGAAGCCAUCCUGUUCAUUGUUAACAGAGCGGAACUCUCAGUGGUGGUCUGUGACAAGCUGGACAAGGCCCAGAUCCUUCUGAACAAUAGUGAGAAGGGACUGACCCCUGUGCUGAAAAUCAUCAUCCUGAUGGAGGAGUUUGGAGACGACGUGAAGGAGAAGGCCGCCAAGUGUGGAGUAGAGGUUCUCUUUAUGAAAGAUGUGGAGUACCUGGGAAAAGAGAACUUCAAGAAAGUUGUGCCACCAAAGCCAGAUGACCUGUCUGUGAUUUGCUUUACAAGCGGGACCACAGGUGACCCAAAAGGUGCCAUGCUGACCCACAGAAAUGUUGUAUCUGAUGCUGCCAGUUUUAUUAAAAAUGUAGAGAGCACCUUUGCUCCAAUGACCUCCGAUGUUGAAAUCUCUUAUUUGCCCAUGGCGCACAUGUUUGAGAGGGUGGUUCAGACAGUGGUCUUCUGCUCUGGAGCCAAAGUAGGGUUUUUCCAAGGGGACAUACGUCUACUAACAGAUGAUAUGAAAGUUCUGAAGCCGACGGUGUUUCCCACUGUGCCAAGAUUGCUCAACCGUGUCUACGACAAGAUACAAAGUGGAGCUCAGACACCAUUCAAGAAACGCCUGUUGGAGUUUGCAGUGGCAUGCAAGUUUGCUGACGUGAAGAAAGGCAUUAUCCGGAGAGACAGCAUCUGGGACAAACUGAUAUUCAAGAAGGUCCAGGAAACUAUGGGUGGACGUGUCCGAAUCAUGGUGACGGGUGCUGCUCCAAUAUCAGAGAAUGUUCUGUCUUUCCUGAGAGCCUCUCUUGGAUGUCAGAUAUUUGAAGCCUAUGGUCAGACAGAGUGUGGAGCGGGAUGUUCAUUCACCACGCCAGGAGACUGGACGGCAGGUCAUGUUGGGGGUCCUCUUCCAUGUAAUUUUCUUAAACUGGUGGAUGUAGCAGAAAUGAACUAUUUCUACUCUAACGGGGAAGGAGAGGUCUGUAUUAAAGGCCCCAACGUCUUUCAGGGUUAUCUGAAAGACCCGGAGAAGACAGCAGAGGCAAUGGAUGCAGAUGGUUGGUUGCACACGGGAGAUAUCGGAAAAUGGCUUCCUAAUGGGACCCUGAAGAUCAUUGACAGGAAGAAGAAUAUCUUUAAACUGGCGCAGGGCGAGUACAUCGCUCCGGAGAAGAUUGAGAACGUAUAUGUCAGAAGUGGGCCCGUGGCUCAGGUGUUUGUACAUGGUGACAGUCUGCGGUCCUGUCUGGUGGGGGUUGUGAUUCCUGAUCCUGAGGUCUUGCCGGACUUCGCAGCAAAACUUGGCACCCGUGGCUAUAUGAGGAGCUCUGUAAAAACAUGGCUGUAA
Messenger RNA from Staurois parvus, 1845 nucleotides. The record is from the annotation of a GenBank genome assembly. NCBI's taxonomy places the organism in Eukaryota, Metazoa, Chordata, Amphibia, Anura, Ranidae.